Messenger RNA from Rodentolepis nana, 1419 nucleotides. Lineage: Eukaryota; Metazoa; Platyhelminthes; Cestoda; Cyclophyllidea; Hymenolepididae. The record is from the annotation of a GenBank genome assembly.
CAAAGAGGUGGCACAUUUUCAUUUUUGUCAUGCCAAAUUUUGAGAUAUUUUUUUACUAAAAAUAAAAUCACUCCUAGUACCUUACCGCAUACUCCUGAUUUCGGAAUAGUUUUUGACAUUGAUGGAGUUCUUAUGAGAGGAACUAAAACUAUUCCUGCAGCUGUGAGCGCAUCCGAUAUGUUGUACGAGAAAAAUGGUAAAUGGAAGGUUCCUGUCAUUUUUCUGACCAAUGCUUCCAAUGUAACCAAAGAUGCUAAGGCUGAAGAAAUUUCAAAAGUCUUACACAGAACAGUUCUUCCCUCGCAGGUUGUGACCCCUCAUUCUGCCCUACGGCUUUUCUCCACGUAUUUUGACAAACAUGUUGUAGUUUGUGGGUAUGGCCCCGUAAAGCAUCUCGCCCAAAGUAUUGGAUUUAAGAAAUGUUCUACAAUUGAUGAAAUCUCUCGAGUCUUCCCCUGGUUAGAUGCUUGCAAACCGAGAAAUGAGCUCUAUAAUGGUGGCGUAAUUGUGAAUGACUUCUCAAAAAUUGAGGCAGUUGUUUUGUUGGGAGAGCCCGAAAGAUGGGAACACAGCUUGCAGAUUCUACUUGAUAUUCUUAUACAAGGUGGUGAUUUGAAUAAAACUCCAGAUGAAUACCUGGCGCAGAGAUCUCAGCCCCACCUACCACUUUUCGCCUGUGGAAGUGAUUUAGUUUGGUCGAGCGAUGCUCCAAGUCCUCGAAUUGCUCUGGGAAGUUUUCUUAGUUGUCUACAAACGCUUUAUGAGAGGUUAACAGGACGACAUCUCAUCUGUACUGGAACGUUGGGGAAACCCAGUCCAUCGGCCUACAUGUUCGUAAUGGUUCAGUGCAAUGCGAUUGCUGCCAAGGAUUUCGGUGCUACAAGACCUCUUAAACGGAUUUAUUGUAUCGGAGAUAAUCCAGAAGUUGAUGUCUACGGUGCCAAUCUUUUCAAUCUCUGUCUCCAGAAUAUAUCCGAAGAAGUUUUCAACUCAUCUUUCCAACAGGUCAGCUCCCUGGUUCAAGAUGAAAAUCCAAGCCUCUUUCCAAAUUCGAUGCCAAGCUUCAACUUUCGAGCGAGCGAGAAUGAACAGAUUAAGGCAAGAGAAAUCGACUGGAGUAGUCUAAUUCAUGGAUCUGGGUCUAUGUCUCAGAUUAUCAACGAAUUGUCUAAAGAGACUCCAAAAAGGAGACUCGAUUGCUCUUUUGAACCUAUACUGGUUACAUCUGGAGUCUAUCAUGAAUCCGAUGGAGAGCCACACAAUUGGCGUGGUCUGCUUAGUGCCCAUAAAAAAUUUCCCCAUUUGGAAUUUCUCUAUCGACCCCGCCUUGUAUCAUCAAAUGCUGCCGAAGCCGUCUCUACGAUUCUACGAAUGGAAAGUAGUCAGGAAAGUGCUGAUGACACCAAACUUGAAUCCUAG